Messenger RNA from Penicillium verrucosum, 882 nucleotides. RefSeq lists its product as uncharacterized. The record is from RefSeq and is a predicted model, not a curated record. Lineage: Eukaryota; Fungi; Ascomycota; Eurotiomycetes; Eurotiales; Aspergillaceae. Bases 1 to 882 code for a protein of 293 amino acids. The transcript has a single exon.
AUGAUUGAUAUCCCCGAAGGCGUCCCUUUUCGGACACAAAAUCUUCAAGAAGGAAGCCGAUAUAUCAAAAGAGGCCAAACAUUAUUCCCAUGUCCAUCCUCCGUGAACGUCUCCAAUUUCUUCGACCUUGCCCCUGACGAAGAGGUCGUUACUGUGCUCGGCAAACCAAUGGGCAGGAUUAUACUUGAAUAUGAUUUCUCGAUUGUGACUAAGUCCGGGCAUGGGGUACGGCCCGCUGAGGCUGAAGCUAUGAGACUUAUCUCUAGAUUUACCACCGUGCCUGUACCAGAAGUGUACCAUAUGAAUUUCAGCUCCGAGUACAAUGGGCUUAUUGAGAUGUCCCUUGUCCAGGGAUCUACAUUAGAAGGGACGUGGGAUACAAUGGACGAAAAAAGCAAAGAAUCUACUUGUCGUCAGACCUGGGAUCUCAUCUCCGAAAUCCGGUCCGUCCCAUCUCAAUACGAGGGUAUAUUCCAAUGCGCCGCAGACGGCUCCCCCUCAAAAGACCCCUUACUAGAGGAUCUACAAUCACCACCCCGACCCCUAAGCAGCGAUUUAGACCUACGGGCUCGCAUCUAUGAGCGUUACCUCCAUUGCGGGGGUAGUCGGUACGAACACGAAUUACCCAACAUGCUGCCCAAUUCUGACCAUGCUGUUUUCGCGCAUGGGGAUAUCGCACCUCGAAACAUCAUGGUUGAUGAGAACGGCAACAUCACAGGGAUUAUCGACUGGGAGUAUGCAGGCUGGUAUCCGGAUUAUUGGGAGUAUGCGCAGAUCCUGAGGCCCGCGUUCUGGGGAGAUUGGUCGAUAUGGAUGGAGCGGACUGCCCCAAAAAGAUGGAAUUUAAGUGGUAUCAAUGCUUCUCGCAAAGUUCUGUUCUAG